AUGCCUCUCACCAUGAACCACGUCAAAUCCCUGCUUGUGGAUAUGGUGAUGGCUGGAACCGACACAUCCUCCAACACAAUAGAGUUUGCCAUGGCUGAAGUCAUGAACAAACCAGAGGUGAUGCAAAAAGCCCAGCAAGAACUAGACGCCGUAGUUGGCAAGCACAACAUUGUAGAAGAAUCCCACAUUCAUAAACUACCCUACUUACAAGCCGUCAUGAAAGAAACACUUCGCUUGCACCCAGUCGUCCCACUCUUAAUCCCUCACUCCCCAACCAAAACCUGCACCGUCGGAGGCUACACCAUCCCGAAAGGGUCUCGGGUUUUCAUCAACGUCUGGGCCAUACACAAAGACCCUUGUAACUGGGAGAACCCAUUGGAGUUUGAUCCAAACAGGUUCUUGGAUAGUAAAUGGGAUUAUAGUGGAAGGGACUGGUCUGGGAAAAGAAUAUGUAUCGGGAUCGCUAUGGCUGAGAGGAUGGUGAUGCAUUUGCUUGCUACGCUUUUGCAUUCUUUUGACUGGAGAUUGCCACAAGGGGAGGAGCAGGAUUUUUCAGAGAAGUUUGGGCUUGCUUUGAAGAAGGAGGUUCCUUUGGUUGCCAUCCCCACUCCAAGGUUAUCGGAUCCAGCACUCUAUGAGUAG
This is a messenger RNA of Prunus dulcis (almond), 642 nucleotides long. Its product is annotated as cytochrome P450 76C1-like. The record is from RefSeq and is a predicted model, not a curated record. Lineage: Eukaryota; Viridiplantae; Streptophyta; Magnoliopsida; Rosales; Rosaceae. Gene Ontology annotation, molecular function: iron ion binding; monooxygenase activity; oxidoreductase activity, acting on paired donors, with incorporation or reduction of molecular oxygen.